Molecule: messenger RNA, 300 nt
Organism: Seminavis robusta
Lineage: Eukaryota; Bacillariophyta; Bacillariophyceae; Naviculales; Naviculaceae
Source: the annotation of a GenBank genome assembly
AUGGGCAAAAAUGGAACGUCCAGCCAAAUAGAUGACGAGGAAGAGGUGACUCGGAUGAAUACUGUGGCCGCCAGAAGCCAGGGGGGCAAUGAAGAGGUGGAGCUCAGAAAGCUGUUUGAAUUGGAGGUGCAACAGAGAGAAGAUGAGCUAGCGACGAGAGAGGAAAUGGGGAGGUCAUUCCAGUCGUCGCAGCAGCAUCCGAACACAACAGGCCACAAAUCCACUGGACAACAAACCAAAGAAGAAGUAGAAAAGGGAGAUAAUGCCUUUAAUUUGAAGGAAGUACAAGAUCAAAUAUAG